Xyrichtys novacula (pearly razorfish) is the source of this 11254-nucleotide messenger RNA. The record is from the annotation of a GenBank genome assembly. NCBI's taxonomy places the organism in Eukaryota, Metazoa, Chordata, Actinopteri, Labriformes, Labridae.
AUGACUUCCAGAAGGCCAAUGACCCGCUCUUUUUCUGGCAAUGGGAGGACAAGUAGCUUCAGUGAAGAGGAGGGCAGUUCUUCCAAUGGCCGCUCAGAAACCCGCAAUACAUACCUCUCCAAUGUUAGACCGGAAAACAGGUAGACAACCCUAUUCACAGCCCAUUUAUAAACAGCAAGUAGCUCUUUGAAUUUCAGAUUUAAAUGUUUAUUUGAAAAAAAAAUCGCUUAAAAGAUUGCUUGUGGUUGAAAACAAUUCAGAUCAGACAGAUUGGAUUAGAAAAAUCCCAAAGCAUAACAAUAAAUGUUUCUGUAUAUCAGGAGUGUUUAUGCUUGAAAGCAUGUCUGUAAGUCUUGAAAGCAAGACUGUAUUUCAUUCAUUCAGUCAGAUUAAUAGGAAUGCAUCAAAUGAUGGGUUUUUCCCAUAUUGUCUCCUUAUCAUAUUGCGGUUCAGUCAGAUUAAUAGGAAUGCAUCAAAUGAUGGGUUUUUCCCAUAUUGUCUCCUUAUCAUAUUGCGGUUCAAAAUUCAGAUUUGUCAUUUCAAUCAUGCUGUUGUGUGUUUCAAAUCAACAAAGAUAAAGAUGUGUUCUUUUGUCGAAGAAGAGGAAAAAUCAUGAACCAUUUUAAUUGGGUGAGCUCCGCUUACUGAGAUCUGAUUAAUCAUUGACAUCCCUUCAUUUGCCUCUUCUCUGAAUAGCUAUUCAAGGUAUUCUCACUACAGACCAACGAGGUAAUCCAUACUUUUAAAACAUUCCCCUCAACUAACAUCUUAACCACAAAAACUGGUUUACCCCAAGAAUGAAAACCUACACACACUUUAACUGUAAUGUAAGUGUCUGGCUUGUCCAGUGUUUCGUUCAGUUUCAGUGAUAAACAUCGGUGUUAGUGUUGUAUUGACAGCUCUGUUUUGCUUGACGUCUUACAAGUCUCCCGUUUCACUCUUUCACACUCUCGUCACUACCAGAUACUCCCAUUAACAUCCUUUCCUCUUAAUGAAGCAAGUCAUUGGAAUGUACUGCACAGCAGUGAGGAGGUCACUGCAAUGACUCUGAGAUGUAACACUGUCUUGUCAGUAUGAAAACAACUAUCUUAUGCAUUUGUGUUUACUUCCAGGAGCACAUUGUGCAGUGUCAUGGCCCAGCUGACUGAGGACAUCCAGCCUUCUUUUGAGACCACCUUAAAAUCCAAAGCAGUGUCAGAAAACUGUAAUGUGAAGUUCUCCUGUGUGGUUUCAGGUGGGUUUGGCUUUAACAACAAAGCUUCAAUGCUUUGUGAAGAGAUGGGAUAUGACUUAUAUCAGAAAAUAUGGACAGAAUUCACUUUAUGAACCCCCUUUUCUUCCUGAACAGCCCCUUUAACCUCACAGACUAUGAAUUAUUCAAGCUUGUUUCAUUAGUUGUUGUUUUUAACCGCAGGUAGAUUGGUCAGGUGGGUCUAGAGGGGAUUCAGGAUCAAGCUUAUAUGCUUUAUUUAUUUUCUGUUUAAUUUCCCAGUCAUCAUUUUAGAGGAAAUAUUGAUUCAAAGAACUUAUUGGUUAGGAGGGGAAAUGUUUGUAUCCAAGGUGCAAUUAGCUCACUAUAUACUAUGAUGUGUUUAGGUUACCCAGCUCCAGAACUGAAAUGGUACAAAGACGACAUGGAAAUGGAUCGCUAUUGUGGACUGCCUAAAUAUGAAAUUCGGCGCAAUGGAAAGACCCACACUCUCCAUAUUUACAAGUCAGUAAUGCAACAUUGAAAGACUGUAUUUCAUUCAUUCAUUCAGAUUAAUAGGAAUGCAGUUGUAUUGAUAUUGUAUUGCUUUCUCAAAAUACUAAUGACAUGAGAUUGAUAAGAGUUUUUGUUUUCAGCUGCACAUUGGAUGAUGCAGCCAUCUACCAGGUCUCAGCCAGCAAUAGCAAAGGUAUUGUGUCCUGUUCAGGAGUUUUAGAGGUUGGUACCAUGAAUGAGUACCAGAUUCACCAGAGGUUCUUUGCCAAACUGAAGCAGAAGGCAGAGAAAAAGAGAAAUGAAAUGGAUGCACAGAACAAAAAGGAGGAGAAAGUUGUCAUACAGACGGAGAAACUGCAAAGUAGCCCAGAACCGCCUCCAAGAAAGCGUCCCAUCCAACAAUCAGAGGAGAGACCAGCAGUCAAAAGGCCUGAGGCUGUGGAAGGACAAGGAGUUGCGGCAGAAUCAAAUGGAGUUAGCACUGAAGUCAAGGGAACAGCUGCCGUGACAAACAAAGACCUAGUGGAGACUUCUCCAUCUGAAAAUAGCUUGGCCACAAAGAAAUUAAAGAUUUCAAAUGGCAUAGAUGUUCCAGUUAGCAGCGCUAGCAGCAAUAGCAGCAUUACCAGAAGUCCUGUUAUGGGGAACGGAGGUGAAAAUUGUUACGAUGGAGGAAUCAGUUUGGCACAAUUUCUCGCAGAGACUCUUCAGUCCCAGGCUACUGAGGAGAAACAGAGCUCACCUCGGGGGGAGAGACACAAAGAGAUUGAUGUGUCUACUGUAAGUGCCGGUAAAGAGAACGAUAGAGAACAAGGGAGGAUGCAGAGAGAGAAGGAAGAACAAGAGAAAGUACCAGCAGAAGAGCGUGAGAGAGAGAAAAAGACGGAAGAAGAAUUGGAAAAGGAGAGGCAGCUGGAAAAGCUGCAUACGAUGUUGCACACAAAACAUGGUUCUGAUGUCAAACAUCAGAGCAAGGCUCACAAGGACCAUGACCACCACAAGAUACAGGCAUCCAUCAGCUCUAUGUUCCACUCAGUCAAAGACUUCCUCUUUGGAAAAAGUAAAAAGGACUCUCAUGAGCACACGGUGAGCCAAGAACGAGAGUUUGACCAUGGGCCUCUCCAACCAGAAACACCACCAUCAUUUCGGCUGCGAUCAGAGAACAAUCAAGUGUGCGAUGCUGUCACAGAGGACACUUUACCUAUGGAAAUUGAUCAACCAAAAGAGCCCCUAGAAACAGUGUCACUUGGGCUACAUGAGCACAAACAAGACGACAACGCUCCACACACUGAGCUAACGCCACCUGAGAUCGCAGAGGAGUCCACAGGACUGCAUGUGGAGGGGGCUGAUUAUGCUGAGGAGGUCAUGGAGGUGUCUGUGGGGCCAGAGAUCAGCAGUCCAGCUGCAGAAAUGUCAUUGUUUGGGCUUCAAGUUCUCACUGAGGUACGUGCAGUGGUCGCGCAGGGCAGCUGGCUUCCACUUGACAGUUAUAUAUAGACUGCAUUUGUGUGACAAGAUAGUACAAGACGAGCUACUUCAGGGCCCAAGCCGGAACUAUGUCAGCUAUGGCUGACACAGUUUAGUCUUUGAGCAGCUGCAUUAAUAAGAAGCAUAUGACAAAAUAAAGUUUGGCGCUUUAAUCAUGAGAGUUUGUGUUAGCUGGACGGCACAACUUUGUGAUAUCAGUGAUUAGGGACUAGCUCAGUGAACAAGUGUGGCCAUGUGUGACUGCGGUUUUACUGCCAUCUCAGGCAUGAAAAGACAGGCUGAUGUGGGGAAAAAAAGGGGAAGCAUUAGAAUUAGGCUCUUUGCACGGAAAUAUGUGGGUGGAUGGGGUAUUGCAUAUCUGAGCUGAAAACUGUAAAACAGGUUGUGGGGUAUCUCAGAUAUAGACUGUGAUGAGUGAAGCAUCAGUGCGUCACAGAUCAUGAUGAAACUUGAGUGUUGGGAGUAGUUCUCACGUUUCAAACAGGGCUUUGCAUGACAGGCGACUGUGUGGUCUGGAUGAACGGUAGCAGAGAAACUUCUGCGGCAGGCCUCAGCUUGAAAGAAGGGCCUCGUCACAUUGAACAAAUUCCUCGCUGCCCCCCCAUAUCUUAAAAUAAACCCCUUCUUGUUCUUGUCGCAGUGAAGGGGAAAGGCUGUACUCCUGUCACCUAUGUGUUCAGCUCAGAGCGUUGUUUUAUGUCUGUCACGUGUAGGGUACUUGGUUAAUCAUUUUAUGACUGAUGUGCCAUAAGGUGGAUGCCUGAACAGUAGUAAACCUUAUUAUGAUAUCAGGUGGUUUAUUGUUUUUGCUCUAUUUAGGGUCAUAUUGACUUAACACAGUUUGAUAAUCUGACUGCUUUGGCCUCAGCUUAUUUAUAUGAUUGUGUUCAUUCAUAUCUUCUGAAGUGAACAAGUUCAAACCUUUUUUAUCCUUCAGAAAUACAGCAGUAUACAUCCUUAUAUGGAGCAUUUCCUGUGCCCUAAAGAGACAACAUUCAUUUUUUUAUCUAAAAUUAAUUAAAAAUCAAAUUAAUUUGUCAGUCAUCAAACAGUUUCUGAGAGGCCAUAUAAGAUUGAACUCUACUGAGUCAUCUGAGAGAUGAGAAAGUUAGUGCAUACAUGAAACAAUAUCUUUUUGAAACCCAAAACAAUAUCUUUUUGUAUUCUGUGUUUCAGUAAUUGUUCAGUUCUUUUUUGCUUCGAAUAUAAUGAUGAUGAGCAAAUAUAAUGGCUUAACAACUUCACACAGUUUUCUAUUUUGGUUCAAACAUUAUUUAACGGGAGAGUCCCAUUUAGAUUUAACAUCUCUUGUGCAAGAGACUCUUUGCCAAGGAAGCAGCCAUACAAUUUGUGACACAAAAUAACUAACAGAAAAGGGAACUGAAAUAUCUAUAUUUAGUCAUUAUCCAUUUACAGAUCUAUUGUAUUUCUAUCAUGUGGAACCACAACUUUACUUCCAAUACAUUCAUAAUUUGAUAAGCGGAGGAAGUCAAGCCCCGUUUUGAACAAUGUUAAACUCGUGACUGUGAUAUUUAUUUACAUGUGAAGGUGUAGUGACGACCACAGCUUCACUUUUAGACUGUAUGUUUCCUACCAGUUUCCUUGCAUCGAAAGCAGCAACUUCUUUUUUCUUUGCAGGCGCUGCUGCUUAAACAGGCUGUCACGAGGCAGACUGCGCCUCUGCUGCUCUUCUGAAUGAAUUAAAAUUAAAGGACGGACAGGGGAAAGACCCACUCAACAACACCUCUAUAUUAAGCCUUACGUAUGAGUCUUCUCUCAGUCAAAUUAAAUAUCUUUUUUGGAGUAUUAUUUAUGAGAGUGUUAACAGCAGAUUUACACGAAGACUGAAUGACUGUCUUGUUUUUGCAGAGAGAAAGAGGAGUUGUUAUAUAUUAAUUUCCCAGACAGCUCUCUAUAAAAGGGACACACCUUUGUUAUUCAUGUGGGAAUUACCCUGCCCCUGCUCAAACAUAUCCUUGUCAGUACACAAGCACCUUAAACACAGUCAAGAAGAAGUUGAUCAGAUACAGAUAACCGCUUGAAUAAGGUUAAGGGUCAUUUCAAACACUUAACAGGAACCAUGUCAGUGUAAACAUUCGGCUUCAGCUCCCUUGCACGUGACAUGACGUAAUAAAGUUCCUAAAAUAAGCUGACAUGCCAUAAAACACUGGGAUAUAUUGACUUACCUUGGCUGCUCUGCAUAUUUUCUGGAUGAAUAACUGCCCGCAAAUGAACAAGUAAUUGGUGAACUUUUUUGUGGUCUAACAGUCUGUCAUUGUAUAACACUACAGUGAAAACUAAGUUUGUCAUGGAUGUCAUUGUUAAUAUUUCGGAUGAUUUAUGGCAGGGAAAUGUGUCUCAGUCUAAAAGUGUUGUGGUGUCACACUGUCAAAGGUCACAGAAGCUAGUUACUUGUUCCAAGCUUCUAAAAAACACUUUAAAAUCCUCAACAUGUUUUCCCCAGGAGGAUGUCUCUUUGCUCUUUGCAGCAAUAAAGAUAAAAACUAGAAGUGUAGAGUCAUCUGUGUCUGCAUUUAGUCUAAAUCACUACAGUAUUCUCAAUUAUAGUUACACUUAUAGUUUAUAACCUUUGGUCCCAGGGGCUUUUCUUGAGGUUUGUUCCAAAGGUCAGCACUGACAGGGGAAAAAACAUUUGCUCCCUUUACUUUGGGUUGAAGUGCGAAAAGAGCGGGUAAAUUAACCUGGGUUUGUGUGGUUUUAGGUGAUGUUCAAGAAUUUGGAAGGAGAUCCAUCUAAAAGUAUUCUGCUUGUAUACUCAUGACUGAUUGAUUUUGACAAACAUUUGCUGUCUCAUUCUGUUAUCACAUGUUUUUUUAAUGUCUUAUUGACUUUAUAUUAUGUUUUUAUGCACGGCUGCUCAUUGACUGUGAGAAACUUUAUAAACUAUGUUGUUGCCGGAACACUAUUCAACUAAGAUAUUUCAUCUCCAUGAGCUUCUCCUGCUUAAAUCAAGGUUAAAUGUAAAGACAUGUUUAAUCAAUUGUAUUUCAAAAGACAUAACACAGCUUAAACUUUAUUGUUUUGUUUCUUUUAUUUUGUCAGGCCAGUCCCACACUCCAGCAACAACCUGAAUCCCCAGAAGUUUCACCACUACCCAAUCACCAGGCAGUGGUAGAUGACUCUUCACUUCCAGGAGAUGUACCUGUCAUGCCAAAUCUUCAACCCUCUAUUGAAGAAGAGUCCUCCCCUACCCUCUCUAGUUUGGAAGAAAGCUUGACUCCCCCUCCCAGUGUUAUCUUAUCAUCAGACAGGCACAGCCCUGCGGAGGCUCCCUCUGAAACUACGCAAGAGGAAGAGCUGGGUGUUGACGGUAUGGACAAAGAAAGUGAGCCUAGCACAGAAGAGAGCUGUUCCUUCAAUCAGUUACAUGAGGAAGAGAAAGUUGAAGCGAAAUUAAACCAACCCCCAUGCUUGGACGUGAAUAGAUCUGAGAUUACUGAACUGACAACAUCUUCGUUGGAAGAGAGAAUAGAGCCACGUGAACCUAAAACGCCAGAUCAGUUGCUGUCAACCCCAUAUGCAGUGACAGCAUACAGUCAAGAAAGAGAAGAUGUAAAAGAUGAAUCUGAACACGCUUCACCUCAGGAAAUGAAUGUAGGAUAUCCGCCGAGUUUGCCCCCAGAGAGUCUAAAGAAGGGUGACCUAGAAAUACAGCAAGAGUACACAUCUCCUGCACAAGAGGAAAGUACAGAGAUCCUAAAUGUCAGUGUGAUUCAGAGUUCAGACUUAGGUUUUUGUGGUAAUGUAGAAAGUCCUGUUUUAGAGAGAGCAGAGCUGUCCAAUAAUCUUCAAACACAAGACCGGGAAAUUUUAGAGGCUGAGAACACUGAAGCAAGGAGUGAGAGUUUACCAUUUGAGGUGGGGACGGAAAUGAAGAGUGAAAUAGAGGUAGAGGAGCUGGAAGAAGCAGGGAACCUUUCAGUGACGCGAAACGAGGAGGUUGAUGUGAAUGUUGUGGAAGAACAUCAAGAUGACAAUGAGAGGCAGCAGAUAGAGAAUAUUCCUCAGAUACAAAUAUCUACCGUUGAGGACACCCCAGAGAUAAAACCAACUGAGAUUUUUAUGAUCCCUCAAGUUGAAGUCAUGGAGCCUGAGCUCAAAGAAUGCACCCUGCCACUAACCAUUUUAGCGCUGACUAAGCUUGAAUCUGAGCCUGCUACUCUGCAAAGCCAUGACACGACUUGCGUGGCUGAUGAAACAGUCCAAAACAAGAAAGUCACUGAUUAUCAAAGCUUGUUACCCACGCAGAUAGGUAUGCAGAGUGAUUAUAACCUCUCACCCACAAAAAAAAUUGAGGAAGUUGCGCAAUUGUAUGACAAGACAGAAAUGUUUGAGCGAGAGCAGCUACCCAUGACAAGCGGUGAACAGAUAGCAUUGACAUCCAUUCCUGUUAUUAAUGUUUUAUGUACUGAUGACAAGGACGACGGCGUGUAUGUGAACAGCCAUGUGUCAGAUCCACAGCAGCCUUCUGAAACAGCAACAGUGCCCCUGUUUGUGGUGCCACCAAUCUCUGUUACUUGUUAUGAAAGUGAUCCUGUACUUAGACAGCCCACUCAAAGUGAACACACACUAACAGAAACUCCAAAUGUCAUGCAAAGGGGAAUAGAGAGUGAUGUUGGCAAUAAUAGUACAACCACUGAUCAUGAAAAAAUUACAGAUAACAGUAUAGAGGAGAAAAUUCCCUCUUUGAUAGAUGAAGCUUUGAUGCCAAAGGUUGGGGACAGUGGGUCUUUAUCUAGUAAAACAGCAGACGACAACAUUGUCUUGAAAUCCCUCAAAGAGACAAAGACAGAGAAUUACGUGUCUUUGGAGGACUUGCAAAGGAACAGAUCCUCUGGUGAAAGACUCUGCUCUAAACCCCCCACAUACCCAUCACUGAGCCCAUCCAGUCUGCGAAAAUUCAUGUCCAAAGCAGCUUCAGACACAGAUAGUGUUACAGUCACGACAAGUGACCGACAGAGCGACAAGGCAGAUGAAGAUCUAAGCGGAGGCUCAACGCCAACAUCGUCCCUUUCCUGUGAAAGCAGUCCCCGGCUGAAACGCAGAGACAGCCUGUCACUUAUAAGAUCUGCAACACCUGAGGAGUUAGCCUCUGGAGCUCGCCGCAAAAUAUUCAUCCCAAAACCAAAAGAAGAUGGAGAAGGGGCGAUUGUUGGUGUGCUUGAUACUCAGGGCAAAAAAGAAAGCCCCUAUAUGUCUCCCAGCCAGGCCCGCAGAGCAGCAUUACUACAAGCUCCCACGGGACAGAGUACCCCGCCAAUGGAGAGACGCUCACCACUGCUGAGCCGCAGAAAGAUCACCCUGGAGGUGCCAAAAGUCGUGGAGGAGACUCCCAAAGAAGAACAAACCAGCACCAAACGAGAGGAGAAACCAGAGAAGAAGCUUGACCCUUUAAAAGGUAAAAAAAGAAACAUGGAGAAAGAGGAUUUUUUUCAAGAGAAGAUCUGAUCUUUUGACAAAAUUAAAAACUUAUGUAAAAAAUAGAUUCAUGAGCUUUUAGGUAGCACUCCAAAGUGUAACAUACCUCACUUGUUUGAUUCACCCUUUGUGUAAUUUUCACAUAUGAACUGUUUGUCGAAAAACAAAGGUCUGAUAAGUAUGCUGUGGUUGAGGUAACAUAAACAGGUCACUGCUCUCUAGUACAGUAUAUAUUUACUUUGGGCUCCUCUACCCCUCUCUCACGCGCCUACAGCUCCACAGGUCAUCCGAAAGAUCAGGGGGGAGCCAUUCCCAGAUGCCUCCGGACACCUGAAGCUGUGGUGCCAGUUCUUCAAUGUGCUCAGUGACUCCACCAUAAAGUGGUUCAGGGAUGAGGAGGAAAUACUGGAGCUGAAGAGAAGGUAAAUUCCCCUCAGUUGACACUACGGCUGACACUAUUCAAACCACCUGUGAAACAUAUCAUAUCAUUCAAUAUCUUGUAGGUGUUGACAUUACAACUUGUCACCUUUUUUGCUGCUAUUGUGUUGAAGACUUCCAGCUCAGCAUGACUGGUAAAAAUGGACAGGUUCCAAAUAUGAAACAAUAAUGCUACAAGGAUUCAGAGUGCAUCCCAUGGCCUUCUGUCAUUCUCAUAUUGUCACUGCAGAGACGUCGCGCUCAUGUGACUGUGAACCCCACAGCUGUGACACAGAGAGGUGAAUCUCUGGCUAGACACAGAAACUGUAACCUGACACAGUAUUUUUCCCAUCUGCAGGGGGCAUUAAAGGUCUAUAUAUGUGCUUUGACUGCUGUGUCAGCAGACUGCUGCCUCACAGCAUUAAUGCUUGUCUCACAGUGACACCUUGUGGGUUGUUGAUGAGUCUUAGAGGUUAGAAACGGUUCUGCAAAGUCUGACAAAUCUGUGAUUAUUUGUUUUUCCCUUUUUUUUUUUGUUUGUUCUCAAGUGGUGGAGAUGAGAGCCAAGUCGCUCUGGCUAUUGUUCUAGCAUCAAAUGGAGACUGUGGAGUUUACGGCUGCUCCAUCAAAAAUGAAUAUGGAAGUGAUAUGACUGACUUCCUGCUCAGUGAAGACAGUAAGAUACAGUAUGAAAAAGUGAGACAACACUUUAAAUCCACCCUUCAAUUAAACCCUUCUGAGUGUAUUUGUUUUGUGUUUUACAGUUCUAUCUGAGAUACUCCUUAAAGAUGAUCUGGAAGGUAAACUUUUCAGUCAGCUGUAAAACAUUUUUUUUUAUCCUCCGUCACUUUUCACUCACGAAAACAUCUGUUUCCAUUUUGCGUUAGUUGGAGAGGAGAUUGAGAUGACUCCAAUGCUGUUUACCAGAGGUCUGGCUGACAGUGGUAACUGGGGUGACAAGUACUUUGGCCGAAUCAUGACUGAGGCAGCAAACAUUGGAGAGGGCUGUGCCCACAAGGCGAGCAAAGUAAAAGUCAUUUAUGGCCUGGAUCCAAUCUUUGAGUCUGGAAGUGCCUGUGUCAUCAAAGUCCAAAAUCCCAUCGCCUACGGGACCAAACAGGAGAGCAACCUUGCAGAGAGAAACCUAGAAAUUACUAAACAAGUGAGUGGUGGAUUUAUAGUAAAGGAAUCUUUGUCAAAUUGUACCCAAUAAAGUUGUGUUUACAGUUGCAGUGCAUUAAUCUGCUUCAUUAAUCUCUCUGUGUUGCCAGGAAUGCAAAGUCCAAAACAUGAUCCGAGAGUAUUGUAAAAUCUUUGCAGCUGAAACAAGAGUCACUGAAAACUUUGGCUCCUCAUUUGAGUGAGUAAAGCAGCUGAAAUAAAUGAUUUUUAUUUAAAUGUAUAAUAUUGCUUGUUAUCAACAUACGGCUCUUUUGUUAUGCACGCAGAGUUAUCCCUCAGUAUCUCAUGUACCGGCCUGCAAACUCUGUGCCAUACGCCACAGUGGAGGCUGAUCUGACGGGUGAUUUCCAAAAUUACUGCACAAUAGACUCUAAAGGCAAGCUGAUUACUCAAACCUCUUCUGAGGUGGAGCAGAAAUGCAGCACCUUCCAACACUGGAUCCAUCAAUGGACACAUGGGAAUCUGCUGGUCACUCGGCUGGAGGGUAAGACGUGCAAAUUCAUGACUAAAGCAAAAAUACAUCAAUUUGUGAGAUUUUUGAGGAAUUUAUUCUGUGCCAUCAUUUUUUAUUUUUUAGGUGUUGAAACAAAGAUGACAAAUGUCAGAGUUGUGACCAAGUCAAAAGGGUUUGUAUACAUAGGCUAGCAGAUACAUGCAGAUAUAUGCAUUUGUCUUGUACUAAAAAGCUGAAAUAAUACUUGUCCUCUGUAAUUUAGAUACCAAGGACUAACAGAGAAUGGCUCUCCAGAAGUAUUCGAACAAUUCCCGACAAGUCAUCAGUGCAACUACUACUGCGGACUUCUAGGCCUGCACCCUCUAAAGACAAAGGGCUCCCGGAGCCCUCUGCUUAACCGCAAGUUGGGCUCCAGCCCACAGUUGCAGCGGAAAGGACACAGCCCGCAGAUGCUUAGAAAGGCAAAUUCUAGCCCAAAGGUAUCUAAAAAAGUUCAAGAGACUGAGGACAAUAAACCCGGCCUCAAACAGAAGCCUGUAGAAACUCCUGAUGCUCUGGAAAUGAGGUAG